This is a messenger RNA of Choloepus didactylus (southern two-toed sloth), 1749 nucleotides long. RefSeq names its product Kruppel like factor 2 (gene KLF2). The record is from RefSeq and is a predicted model, not a curated record. Gene Ontology annotation, biological process: regulation of transcription by RNA polymerase II. NCBI's taxonomy places the organism in Eukaryota, Metazoa, Chordata, Mammalia, Pilosa, Megalonychidae. Gene Ontology annotation, molecular function: DNA-binding transcription factor activity, RNA polymerase II-specific; RNA polymerase II cis-regulatory region sequence-specific DNA binding. Bases 68 to 1276 code for a protein of 402 amino acids. The transcript has 2 exons.
GGCCCCCAGAGCCGUCCCCGCCCGCGGCCCCGAGCAGCUGGCCCCGGCCCCCCGACCGCCCUGGGCCAUGGCGCUGAGCGAGCCCAUCCUGCCCUCCUUCGCCACCUUCGCCAGCUCGUGCCGCGAGCGCGGCCUGCAGGAGGUGAGCGCGCGGGCCGCCGGGCUGGGGCCGGGAGAAGGCGGGCGGCGGGGCCCGCGGCCGGCGACCCCCGAGCCCCGCUGCGCUCACGCCGCGCCCUGUCGCCCGCAGCGCUGGCCGCGCGCUGAGCCCGAACCCGGCGGCGCCGACGACGACCUCAACAGCGUGCUGGACUUCAUCCUGUCCAUGGGGCUGGACGGCCUGGGAGCCGAGGCCGCCCCGGAGCCGCCGCCGCCGCCGCCGCCGCCACCCGCUUUCUACUACCCCGAGCCCGGCGCGCCGCCGCCCUACGGCGCCCCCGCGGGCGGCCUGGUGUCGGAGCUGCUGCGGCCGGAGCUGGACGCGCCCUCGGGGCCCGCGCUGCACGGCCGCUUCCUGCUCGCGCCGCCCGGCUGCCUGGUCAAAGCCGAGCCCCCCGAGCCCGACGGCGGCGGCGGCGCCUACGGCUGCGCGCCCGGCCUGGCCCGUGGCCCGCGCGCCCUCAAGCGCGAGGGCGCCCCGGGGCCCGCGGCCGCCUGCCUGCGCGUCCCCGGGGCCCGGCUCCCCGCGCCGCCGCCGCCGCCCGACACGCCGCCGCUCAGCCCUGACGGCCCCGCGCGCCUGCCCGCGCCCGGGCCCCGCGCCCCGUUCCCCGCGCCCUUCGGCGGCCCCGGCUUCGGCGCGCCCCCCGGGCCCGGCCUGCACUACGCACCGCCGCCCGCGCCCGCCGCCUUCGGGCUCUUCGACGACGCGGCCGCCGCCGCCGCCGCUGCCGCCGCGCUGGGCCUGGCGCCGCCCGCCGCUGCCCGAGGUCUACUCACGCCGCCCGCGUCCCCGCUGGAGCUGCUGGAGGCCAAGCCCAAGCGCGGCCGCCGCUCCUGGCCCCGCAAGCGCACCGCCACGCACACUUGCAGCUACGCGGGCUGCGGCAAGACCUACACCAAGAGCUCGCACCUCAAAGCGCACCUGCGCACGCACACAGGCGAGAAACCCUACCACUGCAACUGGGAGGGCUGCGGCUGGAAGUUCGCGCGCUCCGACGAGCUUACGCGGCACUACCGCAAGCACACGGGCCACCGGCCCUUCCAGUGCCACCUGUGCGACCGCGCCUUCUCGCGCUCCGACCACCUGGCGCUCCACAUGAAGCGGCACAUGUAGCCCCGACGUCCCCACCGCCCACCCGCGCCCGCCCGUGGCGGGUCCCACGCGCCGGGCGCACCCCCCUCCUGGACUGUGACUGGUAUUUAUUGGGCCCGGAAGACCCCGUCGGGCGCGGCGUGGCCACCGCGGGCUCCCCUCACCCCCGGCUCGGGCCAUCCCCACCCCUCGAAGACUCGGCCCCGACCCCCGACGGAAGACCCAGUGGGAGAAGACGCUGAUCUGCCUUGACGAAUUUUGUUUUCAAAAUGGUGCAAUAAUUAAGUGUCGUCUUCCCCGCCUCCCGGGUCUACACUAGAGGAGAGAAGCUUGACGCGGUGUGAGAAAUUCAGCCUCGUACUGUGCGCCACGUUUUUUAUACUUAUUGUACAUAGGGACUCGACAGAUGUUGUAAUAAUGUAAAUAGGAAGACAAGUGAGCGUUUUGGUCACCUGUUGUGUUUUUAUAAUAAAAGACUUUUGCAGUUUUUUUUU